This is a messenger RNA of Acanthopagrus latus (yellowfin seabream), 2810 nucleotides long. Its product is annotated as 5-hydroxytryptamine receptor 7. Bases 629 to 2107 code for a protein of 492 amino acids. Gene Ontology annotation, biological process: vasoconstriction; smooth muscle contraction; circadian rhythm. The record is from RefSeq and is a predicted model, not a curated record. Gene Ontology annotation, cellular component: membrane. Lineage: Eukaryota; Metazoa; Chordata; Actinopteri; Spariformes; Sparidae. Gene Ontology annotation, molecular function: G protein-coupled serotonin receptor activity. The transcript is spliced from 2 exons.
AACACAGGCAACACCGAAAAAAAAAAACACAAAAAAACAUUUGAGAUCCGAAGAACAUUUCUUUGUUCUGCACAAUUACGCACGGUCAUCCACGGGCACACUUUGUCCUUGCCAAGACAUUUCCGGUAGAAUGCACUCCGACAGGCCCGGGGGAUUUUGUUUUCCGUGGACCACUGACUUAAUGCUCACACACUAAUUAUUCGGCAGCCUAUAGGCUAUCCAACAUGCCUUUUUGACGUCACGCGUCAACUUUUCUGAUAUGAAUAUGCGCGCACUGCGGUUUUUAAGUUUCAGUCUCUCUGCACAUCAGGCGGGAACGCGGGAUGGGAGCCAGAUUGGCCGCAGACAACAGGAACAUCAUAUCGUAUUUUAUAGGUCAGGUAUUUUGGGAAUGUGCCUGCGGCGCGGCGCGCCACGUGCGUAAUGACGAGUCUGCCUCAAAAUAUAGGAAUUUAGGCGUCGAGGCUUUCUGAAGGAAAAGAGGGUUUGUCAGAGUAGUUUGUCCUGAGGGGGGCUGUGGAAGGGAAUUACUCAUUUCUCACACCAACAUUGGCACAUCUGUGCGCGUCUAUGUCACCACCGGACGGGUCUCCAAGUCCAUGGAUAAAAAGGAACAGAAGGCAGCAGAAUGGUUGUUGUGGGAGCGAGUAACGGAACCUUCGGCAGUGGCAACAUGAGGUCGUCAUUCAUGAUAGAGGACAGGGUCGGUGGUGAAGAUCCCGGGGGCUCCACCAACAUGAUGAUCUCGGAGGCUCUUGCGCCCCGGCUGCUGAUGAUUGCGCAGGGCGCCGCAGAGGCUGCAGCAGCGGCAGCAGCGACUUCUCCGUCCACCUCCAGUCAGCCGCAGGUCAUGGAGACGAACGGGACCCGCUGCGGCGAGCAGAUCCUGAGCUACGGCCGGGUGGAGAAAGUCCUGAUCGGCGGGGUCCUCACCAUGCUCACGCUGUCCACCAUCUGUGGGAACUUACUGGUGGUCAUCUCCGUGUGCUUCGUCAAGAAGCUGCGCCAGCCGUCCAACUACCUGAUCGUCUCUCUGGCCAUGGCGGACCUGUCAGUGGCUCUGGCCGUGAUGCCGUUCGUCAGUAUCACGGACCUGAUUGGUGGUCAGUGGAUAUUCGGACAGUUCUUCUGUAACGUUUUUAUUGCCAUGGAUGUGAUGUGCUGCACCGCGUCCAUCAUGAGUCUGUGCGUAAUCAGCAUCGACAGGUAUUUGGGAAUCACUAAACCCCUGACGUAUCCUGUCCGGCAGAACGGCUGCUGCAUGGCCAAGAUGAUCCUGUCAGUGUGGCUCCUCUCAGCCUCCAUCACCCUGCCGCCUCUGUUCGGCUGGGCGCAGAACGUCAACGACGGCAGAGUCUGCCUGAUCAGUCAGGACUUCGGCUACACCGUCUACUCCACAGCUGUGGCGUUCUACAUCCCCAUGUCAGUGAUGCUGAUCAUGUACUACAGGAUCUACCGAGCAGCCAAACUCAGUGCGGCCAAACACACCAUCACCGGCUUCCCCAGGGAAGGGGAGCAGGGUUCAGGGGUGGCUCCGCGAGGGGGAAGAGGUGGGCAUGAAGCUCGCCAACCAGCAGUGUCGGGAGAAACAGGAAGCGUUGAAGGGACAGAGGCGGAGGUGGAAGCUGACGAAGAGGAGGAGAGCUUGGACUGCGUGGCAGCUGCGUUGAAGCUCCAGCGCGAAGUGGAGGAGGAGUGCAGCACGCGUGUUUCUCGCCUGCUCAAGACUGGUGAGCACCACCAACGCCGGAAGAGGAAAAACCAGUCCAUCUUCAAACGGGAGCAGAAGGCUGCAGCCACUCUGGGCAUCGUGGUCGGUGCGUUCACCUUCUGCUGGCUGCCCUUCUUCUUGGUGUCCACCGCCCGGCCGUUCGUCUGCGGCGUGGAGUGCAGCUGUGUGCCGCUCUGGCUGGAGAGAACUCUGUUGUGGCUCGGUUAUGCCAACUCCCUCAUUAAUCCCUUCAUUUAUGCAUUUUUCAACCGCGAUCUGAGGACCACCUACAGUAACCUCCUGCGGUGCCGCUACAGGAACAUCAAUCGGAAGCUGUCAGCGGCAGGCAUGCACGAGGCUCUGAAACUGGUGGAGAAGCCAGAUACUGACGUGUAAAAGCUGUAGCUGAUGCUGCACAGAAGAACAGAGACAAUCACCAGGGGAAACGCCCUGUGGGCUUAAGCUGUGGCACAAGGUCACCACGCUGCCAGACUGGUUAUUUCCCCUAAUUUGUACAAUGAUUACUGAGGUGAGAUGAGGCGGGAUGCUGUAAUUAAAUGGAUGCACAUGAAGGCGCACAGAAGAGAAUUGAGGAUUGAGAAAAAAAGGAGAGAAAGUUGAACUCACUGGCAAUGAAUCCACCGUGCAGCUGCAGUGGACUCCCGAUUUCUGAAAGUUCAUUUCCCUCGUGGUGACGUCCAACAUUUGUAACAACGGCUGCCACCUUGAUGCAGUCAGACUGGUUGCUACCCUGCUGAACAAUCCUUUUGCACAUCAUAUUGUUACAAAUGUAUUUGGAGCAACACUCUGGCUUUGUAUCAGCCGUCACCAUGGAUGGAAAUGAUUAGUAGCCAGUGUCUUUUAUUUCCAGUUUGAGCCAAGGAAAACUUGCAUUCACAACAAAGAGAUUUCAAGUUUGUGGAGCUCAGUUGCUGGUGAAGAUACACUUCCAGAUGUUAUCACGGUGACACUGUUUUUCACUGCUUCUAAAAAAAAAAAGAGCUGAUUUUGCUUCAGUGGCCAAGUUCAACAUGUAAAAUUUGUACACAGAGUUUCUGGAACAAACAUUAUUUCAGAGGUAAAAAUGGAUCUGAAUGAA